GUCCCCAGGGGCGUGGGGUGCAUUUUCUCCGAGAUGGUGACGGGGCGGCCGCUGUUCCCCGGGGCCACCGUGGAGGAGCAGCUGCAUUUCAUCUUCCGCCUGCUGGGGACCCCCACGGAGGAGACCUGGCCGGGCAUCGGAGCCAACGCCGAGUUCCGGGCACAGAAAUACCCGCGGUACCCGGGGGAGGAACUGCGGCAACACGCGGCAAGGCUGGACCAGGACGGUGCCGAUCUCCUGGGGCAGCUGCUGCAGUUCGAGGGGCGGCGGCGGCUGCCGGCGGCGGAGGCCAUGGGACACGCCUUCUUCAGGAGCCUGGGGCCGCGCGUCAGCGCCCUGCCCGACACCACGUCCAUCUUCGCGCUGAAGGAAAUCCAGCUGCAGAAGGAGCCGGGGCUGCGCUCGGCGCCCCUGCCCCCCACAGGUUCUUCCUCCUUCCGGGUGCUCGACACCGAAUUUUGACGUUGAGCAGGGUUACUCCAGGGUUACUCCGACUUUACUCCCAGGCUGCUCCCACGUUACUCCAAGGUUACUCCAGGGUUACUCCGACUUUACUCCCAGGCUGCUCCCACGUUACUCCAAGGUUACUCCAGUUUCACUCACACUUUACUCCCAGUCCGGUCCCACUUCACUCCAGGGUUCCUCCAACUUUACUCCAAGGUUGCUCACGCUUUACUCUGGGGGCACCCCCAGGUUACUCCAGGGUUACCCACAUUUUACUCCAAGCUUGUUCCCACUUUACUCCAGGGUUACUCAGACUUUACUCCAAGGAUGGUCUCACUUUGCUCUGUGGUUACCCCCGGGUUACUUUAGGGUUACUCAGACUUUACUCCCGGGUUGCUCCCACUUCACUCUGGGGGUACCCCUGGGUUACUCCAGAGUUACUCCGACUUUACUCCGAGGCAGCUCAGGCCCAGCUCUGUGGCCACAACUGCCCUACUCCAGCCUUACUCCACGACUACUCGGCCUCUUCUCGCUCCUCGGCUUCUACUCUCGAUGACUCCGCAGUUACUCCGCAGCUACUCCGCAGUUACUCCGAGCUUUCUCAGCACUUCCAUCGAGGCUGCUCAGGACUCGGCUCCUACGCAGAUUUUACUCUGGAGUUACUCCCGGCCAGGGCGGGGCCUUUACUCACACGUUCCUCAGUCCCUGUUCGGAUCUUACUUCAGCCUUGGAGAUCCUUACUCUGAGUUUACUCCGAGGUUACUCGGAGUUUACUCAGCCUCCGAAGUGCUCGGGACUUACUCCAGCCUCCCGCGGCUCCUUACUCCGGCCUUGCUCAGCUCCCCCUUUUGUGUUGUUGCCGCUCCUUCGGCGCUACUCACACUUUACUCCACUCCCUUGGAUCCUCUUUGCCUUCGCUCCGCACUUACUCCGUCGUUACUCGGAGAUUACCCGGCCUUUACUCGGAGAUUACUCGGCCUUUACUCGGGGGUUACUCUGCCGUUACUCAGAGAUUGCUCGGCCUUUACUUAGAGGUUACUAAGCUCCUGCUUGGAGUUCACUCAGAGCUUACUUGGCCUUUACUCGGAGAUUGCUCAGUCCUUGCUCGGAGGUUACUCGGCCAUUACUUGGAGGUUACUCGGCCUGUACUUGGAGUUUACUCAGAGCUUACUCAGCCUUUACUCGGAGCUUACUUGUCCAUUACUCAGAGGUUACUCAGCCCCGGAUCUUGACAUUACUCAGACUCUCGCACAGCUGGGAGGGAUCAGUCCCUACUCAGGAGUUACUCAGUCCUUACUCCGAGAUCACUCAGCCACCGUUUCGCUCUCGUCGCCGCGCCGGGGCUGACCCGACGCUACUCCAGGGUUACUCAUGGCUUACUCCAGGGUGAAUGUUUUUCUCCGGGAUUGUUCGUGUUUUACUCCAGGAUUACUCACGUUUUACUCCAGA
This is a messenger RNA of Cinclus cinclus, 1893 nucleotides long. RefSeq names its product cyclin-dependent kinase 16-like. The record is from RefSeq and is a predicted model, not a curated record. Gene Ontology annotation, cellular component: nucleus; cytoplasm; synaptic vesicle. The transcript is spliced from 7 exons. Lineage: Eukaryota; Metazoa; Chordata; Aves; Passeriformes; Cinclidae. Gene Ontology annotation, biological process: exocytosis; protein phosphorylation; neuron projection development. Bases 34 to 462 code for a protein of 142 amino acids.